AGGCAUUAACUUAAGCGAAAUUUCUGUAAUUCCGAAAAUAAGAAAAAAGGUUGACCCAAAAAUGAUGAAAAAACAAAAACAAUAGUUGGAGAGUGUUUGUAUUUGGUAAAUUGGUAGACAUAUUGAAGUGUUACAGUAGAUAGAUAGAAGCUAAGAAAAAAGGGAUUUUAGAAGUUAGUGUUGAGUGAGAAGAGAAUGGCGAUGGCGGGGUUAUAUCGACGCCUUCUUUCUUGUCCCCCCGCUGUCGAAUUCGCUUCUUCACAAGGCAAGCAACUUUUUCUAGAAGCCAUUCAGAAUGGAACAAUGGAGGGGUUUUAUAAGUUGGUUUCCUAUUUUCAAACACAAUCUGAGCCUGCUUUUUGUGGCCUCGCUAGCUUGUCUAUGGUCCUCAAUGCUCUUGCCAUUGAUCCUGGCAGGAAGUGGAAAGGGCCUUGGAGAUGGUUUGAUGAAUCUAUGUUGGACUGUUGUGAACCUCUAGAAAUGGUCAAAGUUAGGGGCAUCUCUUUUGGGAAACUUGUAUGUUUGGCUCAUUGUGCUGGAGCAGAAGUUGAAGCCUUUCAUGCUAGUCAUAGCAGCAUUGAGGAUUUUCGUAGAUAUGUCAUUGAGUGUUCAACUUCUGAUGACUGUCAUGUGAUCUCGUCAUACCAUAGAGCUGCUCUCAAACAAACAGGAAAUGGCCACUUUUCUCCUAUUGGAGGCUAUCAUGUUGGGAAGGACAUGGCACUUAUUUUGGAUGUUGCACGUUUUAAGUAUCCUCCCCAUUGGGUCCCCCUUACACUUCUUUGGGAAGGCAUGAAUUAUGUUGAUGAGUCUACUGGACAAUCUAGGGGGUUCAUGCUUAUAUCAAGGCCUCACAGGGAACCUGGCAUGCUUUAUACUCUGAGCUGCAAACAUGAGAGCUGGAUUAGUAUUGCGAAAUUCCUAAUGGAUGAUGUUCCUCUUCUAUUAAAAUCAGAGGAUGUGAAAGACAUUCAUCAGGUUCUUUCAAUUAUAGUCACAUCACUUCCGUCUAAUUUUGAAGAAUUCAUCAAGUGGGUUGCAGAGAUCAGGAGGCGAGAGGAUGGUGGUCCAAGUUUAAGUGCAGAGGAGAAAGCAAGGCUUGUUGUCAAGGAAGAGGUAUUGAAACAGGUUCAAGAGAGAGGACUUUUCAAACAUGUAUCCUCCUUUUUGUCAAAUUCUUGCAGCAGACAGACACCAACUUCAGGUGAUGGAGACACGCUACCUGUCAUUGCUGCAAGUGUUUGUUGCCAAGGAGCAGAAAUUUUGGGUGGGAAACCAAGCUCAUCAUCAGGGUAUUGCUGUCAAGAAACAUGCAUGAAAUGCUGGAAAGCUGAAGAUGACAAACCAAUAACAAUGGUUUCUGGGACUGUGGUAAAUGGCAAGACUGAACAAGGGUUAGAUGUGCUGAUUCCUUCAUCAUCUGGGAAAUUAUGUUGCACUUGCUCUAACCCAAGUAAGUACAUUAGAAUGCACCCAGCUAGCACUGAUGUGCUGACAGUGCUUCUACUGUCCUUACCAUCUACAACAUGGGCUGGCAUCACAAAUGAGCGGCUUUUGACAGAAAUACAUAGUCUGGUUUCAAUUGAAAACCUUCCAACUUUGCUUCAGGAAGAGGUUCUGCACUUGAGACGUCAGUUACACCUUCUCAAGAGAUGUGAAGAGGGUAAGGUAGAUGAGGAUCUUGGUUCCCCUCUCUCUUAGCAUCUCCCUCAUUUUUCCAUCAUUCAUAUCAAGGAACCAGUGUCUCUUGACAGUGUAAUUUAUAUUAUAGAAGCUGGAAUACGUUCACAUUGCUUUAUAACACGUCGGGUAGCAUAGAAUCACUUAAAUUGGCGCAUAAUUGAUAGAUUAUUUUGUUUUAGUUUUUAUAUUCGUUAGUCAUUUGACCUGUUAGACAAGUCGCCUUGUUCUAGCAAGCAACUAUUCUAAAUGUAUUUCCCAAUUCACGUUGCAUUUUACUAUAUAUAUAUAUAAAAUAAGAUCCUCAGG
This is a messenger RNA of Abrus precatorius (Indian licorice), 1989 nucleotides long. RefSeq names its product glutathione gamma-glutamylcysteinyltransferase 1. The coding region runs from base 196 to 1701 and encodes 501 amino acids. The transcript is spliced from 8 exons. The record is from RefSeq and is a predicted model, not a curated record. Gene Ontology annotation, molecular function: glutathione gamma-glutamylcysteinyltransferase activity; metal ion binding. NCBI's taxonomy places the organism in Eukaryota, Viridiplantae, Streptophyta, Magnoliopsida, Fabales, Fabaceae. Gene Ontology annotation, biological process: cellular detoxification of cadmium ion; response to metal ion; phytochelatin biosynthetic process.